AUGCUACGAGUGAGCGAGCGCCCUGUCCUAAGAUGGCCGCCAGGUGAUGCCGUUAGGGACUCCGCCUUGAGCCAUCUAGCCUUUAUACAUAUCUAUGGGAUUGCUCAUGACAGGGGCACAUCGCGUUUGUUGUUUAUAUCAUACGCAUGCGCGCACGUCUCACAAGAUUUUCCUUAUAUCAAUAACCUCGCGUGUGAUUGGAGGAGCCCGACAGGCUUCUCGCCUUCGUCCAAUCGCGUGCGAGGUCAUGGCCACGGCUCACACAGCGGUACAAGAGGACCAUUAAGCGAUGUUUGGUUUGGUGUUUGUAACUCUCCAAGAAGAGAAGACGGGUGCACAAUCCCAAGAUUGCGGAGGCUGUACGGCGUCUCUGAGGCACACUGCAGGCGCUUUGAACCAGAGCAAAGACUAACGUCGCCUCAUAACGAAGCCGUGACCUCCUAUUUGGUUGGGGCUAUUUUAGCAAGUCCACAUUUAACUGCUGAGAAUGACGACAUUGUUUCUGCCUGUAAGACGUAUUAUGAGUCGGUUCGCCGGAGCUUCAGAUACAAACAACCUGAACUCGCAUCGCGGGCGGAAAAUGCGAAAAGUUUAGCUCGGAGUCGAUCCAGAAGAAAAAGGUUGCUGGAAGCGAGACGAAGUGUGCUGGCUGAGGGUGAGAUGGACAUUUGAAAGUGCGCCACCAUAGAUCUCAUGUCUGAUGAAGACGGCAUUGUUGACGGGGUGUCUGGAUGGAUUGUACGGCCCUCUCGCAGCCUGGAACUCUCCGAGCUCUGUGCCACGCUGCAAUUCAGAUUAGAGGCGAUACCAAAGUACAGGGGAACUCACCAUAUAUGCCUGCAAAAGCGACUUUUUACAACGUUUUUGAGUUUUCUUUUUCUUUUUUCAACACUUGAGAACUUUGAAAAAGAUUUUUAGGGAUCUUUCCCGAAUGUCUUGGGCACUUUUUGACGUGUUUGGAGGACAACAUAAGAGACAUUAUGCUGCUUUGUACAUAGUUGUGUGUUUCUAAUUAAAGCUCUUUCUUUGAAUAAACAGCUGUGUGUUUAUAAAUAAA
Messenger RNA from Misgurnus anguillicaudatus (oriental weatherfish), 1057 nucleotides. NCBI's taxonomy places the organism in Eukaryota, Metazoa, Chordata, Actinopteri, Cypriniformes, Cobitidae. The record is from RefSeq and is a predicted model, not a curated record.